AUGGAGCUUACUAACACUUUGUCAAACCUAGACAACCUAAUACCUUUGGGAACUAUUGUUUUGAGAAAUGCCCCACGUCUCAAUUUUGAUUGUUUAGCUCCAGACGGUUGGCGAUGGCUAACAUUUCCUCACGACUAUAACCGCCGGUACACUAUGUUGUGCAAUGAUGCUCCUCAAAAUUUUUCCAGCAUAUUAAUGGACAUUCGUUACUUGGUUGAGAGAUUUCACAUUAGAGUCACCUAUAAAUAUUUUCCUUUGCCUCAUUCUGAAUCCAUAAUUAUUGCCAGGAUCUAUGUUAUACCGGCAGAUUGUGAAGGGAGAAGUUCCAUCAUGGAUUUCAGAUACAGAUAUCGAAGAGGCAAGGCUUUGCAAUGGCAUGAAAACAAGUACCGGAAAAUCAUGUCAGAUCUCUUUCAAGUCCUUGACUUCUCAGGAAAAUCAUGGGAUAUUGAUACCCUUGAAGAUGUGUUUAUUAAUAAUCUCUUGAUCUUCCCUUGCUUGAAACCAUGGGAACCUUUUUCAUCAAAGUUCUUGGGUUCCGGUCCAUACUUUGGCGCAAACAACAGUUUAUAUCAUAAUAUCCAUCGUCUAAUCAAACAUGAAUCAAUUAGAUUUGCUAUAGAAAAAGUUGAUGUGAUAAAUGGUGUCCUCGGCAAAACCAUUGAAGACGUUCUUCUAGACAUCUAUGAUAAUAUUGAUUUCCUGGACUCUAAUCAUGAACAGAUGCAGAAGUUAAUUCAUCAAGAUAGCGAGCUCAAAGAGAUAAUAUCUGCUGUCCAAAAUAAUGAUACUCCGGGUAUUAAAAGCAACCUAUACAACUAUCAAAAGCAAUCGGUCAGUGAAAUGAUUAUCAAGGAGCUAGCGCCUUCUAAGCAUCUCAUGCCGAAUCUUGUGAAAUUCCUUAUCCUUAAAAAUGAGAAUAUUGGCUUUGACUCUUCAAGAAAUGUAUAUUUGGACCUCCUGGACUUCUGCUUCAAAAAUGUGCCUGAAUAUUUUGAUUCUGUUCGCGGGGGGAUACUUGCAGAGAAUAUGGGACUUGGCAAAACUUGUAUUUGUCUCGCGCUUGUAUGUUCAACCAAAACUCAGGUUUCCAGGAUUCCUCAAAGAUUUUACCCAAUGUCAAAAAAUAGGAGAUUUAAGAAAUUAUCAGAAAUAGCGGCUAAUUCUGUUAACAAAAACUCAAUUGCCUGGAAACAAUACGUGGAAUAUUUACCAUCCUCGUGUAUUGAGCUUUUACUGAAACAUCCCGCCACAUUUACAAUACCGGAGAGCUUGUUUACAAAUCGCCGUCAAUCUACCAGACUUGCCCCUCAAUAUUCCGAGGAUAGAACCCUCUUCCUCUCCCUGGCAACAUUGAUUGUUGUCCCAAAUAACUUGUAUUAUCAAUGGAUAUCUGAAAUAAAAAAGCAUUGUUUUGAUGACUAUCUCUCUGUUCUCUAUGUUCCUUAUCAUACUCGCUCUGUCAAUGCUGACUAUAUAUUUCCUAGUGCUCAAGAGCUAAUUAAGUAUGAUGUGGUUUUGAUGGGGGUAUCAAGUUUUGUCAAAUCUUUUGAUAGUGAUUCGCCGUUGAAAAACGUGUAUUGGAAGCGGUUUAUUGUGGAUGAAGGACACACUAUGAGCUCAAAGAUCACAAGACUUGUUCAGAUGGCAUCGGAAUUACACGUUGAAAGGCGUUGGCUUGUUAGUGGUACUCCUACUUCAGGCUUGACAAAGCUACACGUUUCCGAACAGGUACACUCGAAGAAGUCAGAAGAUAGCAGAGGCUCAAAUGAUACUGAAAAAGGUACACAUCAAGAAUAUGCCAUUAAGCGAAAAUUUUCUGCAAAAGACGAUUUAAAUAAACUUGGAUUGGUUAUUUCCAAUUUCUUCAAAAUCGAACCUUGGGCACAUGAUGCAUCUCUUUUCACCCGUACUCUCAUUAAGCCGUUCCUCACUCUUUCAUAUGGCUCAGUUGAGUCUCUUUCAAAUCUUUUGACUAACUUACUCAUUCGUCAUUCUAUCAAAACUGUGGAGAAGGAUAUUGUUCUUCCCUCUCUUUAUCAUCAGGCGGUAUUUGUCGAACCGGCAGUUCAUAAUAAGAUUUCAAUUAAUUUGUUUAUUGCUGUACUUGCUGCAAACGCCGUGACAUCUGAACGAACUGAUCAAGAUUAUAUGUUUCAUCCUGUCAAUCGAUCAUCGCUUAAAAGACUUAUUACUAAUCUUCAACGCAGUACUUUUCACUGGGUCGGGUUCUCCCAAAGUGAUAUCACUACCCUUGUAAAGAUUUGCCAAACCGCCCUAGAUAAAAAACGUGAAGGGGCUUCUUCUCAAUAUCAUCAUACAGUGCGUGAUAGAGUAUUACUCAGAAAAUGUAUUGAUGCUGCACAUGUUGCUCUUGAUAACAAGAUUUGGAAACUUAAUGCAUCGCUCCAUGAAAUGUCUUUUUUUGUUGAAGGAUUGCCAAGUAUCUACGCGAAAAACUAUUGUGUUGAUUAUCUUGAUAACGAUCCCACAGUAUCUGUCUAUCCAUAUAUGCAGCUCAACUCUAUUCAAAAAUUCUUCUUCAAGAAUAGAUUUGUUAAAGAUCACGGGAAACUUAAGGAACGUAUUUCUGAGUACUCAAAAACUUUUUGGAAAGGGUAUUGGAAAACUCAAGACAAGAAGAUUCGAAAACUUGUAAAGAAACAUGAUUCUGAUGGAUCAGAAAUAACAGAUCUUGAGGCCCUUACCUCGGCCCCUGACCCCAAGGUUAAGACCACCGUUAAACCUCAUCACACUCUGACAAAAAAAAGAAAAAGGGCGGAUAUUCUCAAUGAUUCUGUUCUUAUGUCAUCUGUUCUCGAUGAGACCAAACCUCGUCUUCUGACACCAGUCGGUGACCCUGAGGACCUUUCAUUAACGAGAAAUGCUAAUCUUCUCGGUACUGCUUCUGCUAAAUUAUCAUACUUAGCGUCACGAUUGUUAGACCACCAUGUCACUGGCGCAAAAAGUAUCAUCUUCUAUCAAUUUGAAGAUUCCGCAUAUUACCUUGUGGAGCUUCUUGAUCUUCUUGGCCUCAAUUACAUUUUGUAUUCGACGUCGAUUCCAGUGCUUCAUCGCAAUUCGAAACUUUUGGAGUUUGACGAGCAUCGUGGGGCUGGUAUAACUCUUAUUAUGGAUCUAAAGCUUGCAGCACAUGGCUUGACUAUUUUGGGUGCCACUAGAAUGUACUUUAUCAACCCUGUGUGGAAAAAAGCCAUUGAAGCGCAGGCAAUCAAGCGUUGUCAUCGGAUUGGUCAAACAAAGGACGUUUACGUCGAAACUCUUAUUCUUAAAGGGACGCUAGAGGAAGAGAUGUACAAACGUCGACUUCAUAGUGAUGAUUCGUUUAAUGAUAAUAGUGAUAUCAAUAAGCUGGGAAAGAAGAGAAAGAAAAAUAAUGAUUCUACGCCAAGUGAAGUAGAAACAGAUAUUUCUGAAGACGUGUAUGACGAUAAUGGUAUGAGACAAUAUUUCGAAGCCCAUGAAUUUCUUGCCGUCGAUGGCUCGGAGUGUGAGUAUGCCAAAUUCAGUUCCCCUGCCAUUUUAUCUGAUCCACCACGGCCUAUUCUUGUGGAUACUUCAGAUUUUUCGAAUACACAACAUAUUAAGGAUGAUAAUGCUGAAGCUACUCUUGAAGGAUUGAAGAAUUAUGAGUUGUUGAAGCCAAUUGGGAUGAAAGAUGGUGCAAUGAGGAACUGGAAAGUUCCGCUAUUUACACAAACAGCUUUAGAGAAGAUAAAUGCAUCGCAUCUAAAGAUCAACACUUUCAUCAACGAGGAGGAAGUUAUGAAAAGAAGCUUUGGAGUAGAAAAUGAGCAGAUCAAAACAGGUAAUAUGACAGAAUUGAGAAAAGCCGUUCGCAAGCCUAAAAAAGUAUUGAGGUUUGAAUAG
This is a messenger RNA of Saccharomycopsis crataegensis, 3891 nucleotides long. RefSeq names its product DEAD/DEAH box helicase. The transcript has a single exon. The record is from RefSeq and is a predicted model, not a curated record. Gene Ontology annotation, cellular component: nucleus. Lineage: Eukaryota; Fungi; Ascomycota; Saccharomycetes; Ascoideales; Saccharomycopsidaceae. Gene Ontology annotation, biological process: DNA repair. Bases 1 to 3891 code for a protein of 1296 amino acids. Gene Ontology annotation, molecular function: ATP-dependent chromatin remodeler activity; ATP binding.